CAGUAGGUGGCGGAAUACACAUAUAAUUGAUACGAACGCCAUUAUAUCAAAGAAGUAGAAGGCGAGCAAUCUUUGGUACCUGAUUGGUCACUACAUUGACAAUACUUCCUGAAACAAUCCUUGUUGCAACAGCAAGUAUACGUUUCAGUAGUUUAGGGUUCAAAUCAACGAAAGAAAUCACAAUGGAUGAUCGUGAGCUUGAUCUCACCGAGUCACAGAAAGAUACCAAGUCGAAAUACCCGGCGAUCAACAAGAAGUAUGAAUAUUUGGACCACACUGCUGAUGUACAGCUCCACUCUUGGGGAGACUCUCUGGAGGAGGCCUUUGAGCAGUGUGCCAUGGCAAUGUUUGGGUAUAUGACAGAUACAGAGACAGUGGAGCCCAUUGACACAGUAGAAGUGGAGUCAGAAGGUGAUGACAUGGAAUCUCUUCUCUUCCACUUCCUAGAUGACUGGUUAUUCAAAUUCAGUGCAGAUCUUUUCUUCAUUCCCAGAGAGGUUAAAGUUUUGCACAUUGACAGGAUGCACUUCAAAAUCCGCUCCAUUGGGUGGGGAGAAGAGUUCAACUUGGUCAAGCAUCCACAGGGGACAGAAGUGAAGGCCAUCACUUACUCAGCCAUGCAGAUCCAUGACAUCGACAAGCCCGAGAUCUUUGCCAUCAUUGACAUCUGAGGAUACUACUACUGAGAAACUGUCCCAGAAGGGAACAGGACAAUA
Messenger RNA from Oncorhynchus mykiss (rainbow trout), 716 nucleotides. It is a transcript of the gene tslig1, whose product is annotated as tRNA splicing ligase complex subunit 1. Gene Ontology annotation, cellular component: tRNA-splicing ligase complex. Gene Ontology annotation, biological process: tRNA splicing, via endonucleolytic cleavage and ligation. The record is from RefSeq and is a predicted model, not a curated record. Lineage: Eukaryota; Metazoa; Chordata; Actinopteri; Salmoniformes; Salmonidae.